This is a messenger RNA of Eruca vesicaria subsp. sativa (arugula), 1831 nucleotides long. NCBI's taxonomy places the organism in Eukaryota, Viridiplantae, Streptophyta, Magnoliopsida, Brassicales, Brassicaceae. The record is from the annotation of a GenBank genome assembly.
CUCAAUCUUCAUCCCAAACACGCUUUUUUAGACUUUUCAAUUGCAAGAAGGCAAGAAUGAUUAAACCUUCAGAAGGAACGCGAGAUGUCUCUAGUGGUGGUUGUAAAUCACUUAAUCUCAACCACGUCCUCCUUGCUUCUCUUGGUGGUCUUGCCGCCGCUGCCGCUGCUUUUGCCGGAGAAUCUCUCCUUCGCCGCAGGAGAACUCAUCAAGGUGAUUUUAUGGGGAACAAAGAUCAGAAAAUAGCUCCUUUGAUUGAGAGAAAAGAUUCAAGUCGACGAUCAAACCUAGAGAGAUUCUCUUACUAUGUUGCAAGGCAGCUAGGAAUUGAGGAUCCAAAUGAAUGCCCACAACUAUGCAAACUGGCAAAUGCAUAUUUGAUGAAAACAAAAGGAUAUGAUGAGAAUGUGUAUGCGUAUUUGGUCAAUGAAGCUGAUGCUGAUUCUCUCUAUAUCCAUCUCCUUGAAGAAUUCGAAAGAUGCAUUCUCACGUAUUUUGCUUUCAACUGGACUCAAUCGUCCAACCUCAUCUCUCAGAUAUUAAGCGACGAGUCGGAUCAGAAAGUACCAAAACUCAAGGAUUUCGUGAUGGCAGCAACAAGGAAACAGAGGUUCGAGAGAGUAACAAAUGAUCUAAAGGUGAAAAGGGUAUUUUCAACAUUAGUAGAAGAGAUGAAAGCCAUAAACAUCGGCAGAAGCGGCAGUAGCGGUGAGCCACAUUGUACGGAAGUGAUGUCUCCGGUGGCUCAUAACAAACGGAGCCCCGUUCUCCUCCUCAUGGGCGGUGGAAUGGGCGCCGGAAAAAGCACCGUCCUCAAAGAUAUCCUCCAAGAGCCGUUUUGGUCAGAGGCAAGGGGCGACGCAGUGGUGAUAGAAGCUGAUGCGUUUAAGGAGACUGAUGUUAUCUAUAGAGCUCUUAGUUCUAGAGGUCACCACGACGAUAUGCUUCAAACUGCUGAAUUGGUGCACCAAUCAUCUACUGAUGCUGCAUCGUCCUUACUAGUAACAGCAUUAAACGAAGGACGUGAUGUGAUAAUGGAUGGAACCUUAUCAUGGGAGCCAUUCGUGGAACAAAUGAUAACAAUGGCUAGGAACGUCCACAAACAUAGAUAUAGAAUGGGCGUAGGCUACAAGGUGUCUGAAGACGGGACAACAACCGAAGAAUAUUGGAGAAAAGAAGAAACCGAACAAAAUAGGAAACAACAAAACUUGAAACCUUAUAGAAUCGAGCUGGUCGGUGUAGUUUGUGAUGCUUAUCUCGCCGUAGUAAGAGGCAUACGGAGAGCUUUAAUGGUGAAGAGAGCAGUGAGAGUGAGAUCUCAGCUCAAAUCACACAAGAGUUUUGCUAAUGCAUUUCCAAAGUAUUGUGAGCUUGUUGAUAACGCUAGGCUUUACUGCACAAACGCUGUUGCUGGUCCUCCAAAGCUUAUAGCGUGGAAAACUGGAGAUAGUAACCUUCUGGUGGAUCCAGUGGAGAUUGAAUGUCUGAAACGGGUCAGCAAUCUUAACCCGGAUGCAGAAUCCAUUAACGAGCUUUACUCGGAUCCGAGCGUAUUAAGCAAGCCCGGUUCAGUUUGGAGUGAUGUCGUUUUAGCCCCAUCUAGGCCAACGCUUCAGAAGCAACUCACCGAUGCCAUCAAGAAAAUCGAGAAGGUCCAAGCGACAAAGUGAUGUAUUGUUAAUUAGCCAUUAAAAAGUUGUUGUCUUUUGCUAAUUUCGAGCUAUUUUCUUUGUACGUACGUUUCUCUUAUUUUUUGUGCUAGUCUAAAUAACUUAAUAAAUUAGUAAACGGAUUUUGCAAAUUUUUAGCUACUUCAUAUGCGUAUUUGAAC